AUGACGAAUGAUAAUCAUGUUAUUACACCUUCCUCAUCAUCUACUGUGCCUCGCACUGUGUUUCAUGAGGAUGAUUUUACGCAUCCCUGUCACCCUCUAUAUGUGCAUCCAUCAGAUGUACUAGGAACUUCUUUGGUUUCUAGUCCGUUUGAUGGCACCUGCUAUGACAGCUGGAGGAGAAAUAUUUUAGUUGCUCUCUCUAUUCGCAAUAAACUUGAUUUUAUUAGCGGUUCUUCUACAAAGCUGCCUCUUGGGUCUCCUCUAGCUCGCCAAUGGCAACGAUGUAAUAAUCUUGUUGUUUCAUGGUUGAUCAAUUCUUUGUCAAAAGAGAUAUCUCGUAGUGUAGAAUAUUCUGAGUCUGCCAAGGAAAUUUGGUGUGAAUUGGAAGAGAGAUAUGGUAAGGCUGAUGGGGCUAGAAUCAGAGUUUGUACUUGUGGAGGGAAAGCUGCUGAGGAUGAAGAGCAGAAGGUUUAUCAGUUCCUUAUGGGUCUGAAUGAUACCUAUAUGCAGACUCACAACAACAUUCUAAUGAUGAAGCCACUUCCAUCUGUUGGAAAUCCCCCAUUUCCUUCCAAGGUUUCCUUUGAUGGGACCAGGAAUUCUCUUAUUUGCAAGUACUGCAAAAAACCUGGUCACUCAAUAGAUAAAUGCUAUAAGCUGCAUGGAUAUCCUCCUCAUUUCAAGUUCAACAAAGGACCUCCUCAUCGCAGAUCUGCUGCACAUGUUGAGCUUGACUCUCAUAGUGCUAAUUUUGUGUCUGGUAGUUCUGUUGGUCCAACUGAGCAUCAAGAAUCUUCUGUGAUACCUAGCCUCACCAAGGAUCAAUACUCCCAACUGAUGACCUUAUUACAACAAUCCCAAAUUUCUGCUUCCCCACACUCUCCACCUCUCUUGGCUUCUGCUAACUUUGCUGGUAAGCUCAUGCCUUAUGAGGGUGUUUCUUAUGGAGCUUGUAUGUUAUCUAGUGUGAAUGGCAUUGUUUGUAUAAUAGACCCCGGAGCUACUGAUCAUAUGACUUCUAUAAAAAGCCUACUUUUUGACAUAAUCACUCUUCCCAUUCCAUAUCUUGUGUCUCUCCUAAAUGGGUACAAAGUUAAAGUCACCAAUGUUGGAUCUUUAGCUUUGUUCCCUGAUUUAAUCCUUCAUAAUGGCUUUUCAGUGAAGAAGCUAGUGGUGCUUGGUAGGCUGGACAUUGGUCUUUACAAGCUAUUUCAGCAUUUGUUUCUUCUUUACCUGUGUUCCUCUUUACCUGUACUUUCUACUAUUGAUGCUGAUGUGAAUGACAAUUCAUUUUCCUUCACUUGCCUUAUUUGUCCAUUAGCAAGACAAACUAGGCUUCCCUUUCAUGAUAGUUCCAUUCAAUCCACUCAUUCUUUUCAGCUUAUUCACAUAGAUACUUGGGGUCCUUACUCCACUCCUAGUCACUCUGGUGCUAAGUAUUUUCUUACUAUAGUAGAUGACUGUACUAGGGCUACCUGGACACACCUAUUGGGGGCUAAAAACAAUGCUUUUGACCUAUUGAAAGCUUUUAUUUCCAUGGUUGAAACCCAAUUUCAAACUAGAGUUCAGAUUGUAAGGAGUGACAAUGCUUUAGAACUAGGUUCCUCUUCUUCUGGGGCACUUUUCUUUUCUGAAAAAGCUUCUACUCUACCUUCUCCUGUUCAUGUUUCUUAUGUUCCAUCAUCUAAUCCUCCUCCUCUUAGAAGGUCUAGUAGACCUCAUUCUGUCCCUGUCUAUCUUCAGGAUUUUGUAUGUUCAGCUCUUCCUACUUCUCUUUCUACCCCUGCUUCUUCUAGCUCUGAGUCUCUAUCAUUCAAUGCAACCAUUUCACAGCUCCAUAUUCCUGAGCCUUACACUUACUCAUAG
Nicotiana tabacum (common tobacco) is the source of this 1866-nucleotide messenger RNA. The record is from RefSeq and is a predicted model, not a curated record. Lineage: Eukaryota; Viridiplantae; Streptophyta; Magnoliopsida; Solanales; Solanaceae.